ACCAGUUUGCGCACCCGACCUUCUUCCCUUUUAUCAUUUCCGUGUUCCUCCUUGGCAUCGACUCCCCGCCCUAAACUGCGUUUAUUCCCCUGAGCUUCGAUUGAAUAUGCUGAGGAUUGCGGGAAGAAGGUUUUCCUUUUUAUCUUGGAGACCGUGUGCAGCUCCUGCCUGCUCUGCUCCGAGAAAUCUGAGCCAAGGAGACAAGUUGAGUGAUGGUUGGAUGCCUGCCGUGGGGACUUCGCCGCUUCUGGCUCCCAAGAGUGAUUUCAAUGGAGUGUACAGAGGAUUCUCAACUGAAUCUCUAGUCCCCAGACAUCAAGAUGUGGGCUUAUCCGAUCACCCUCCCACCACCGCUGCUCUAAAGAACCCGACCUCACAAAUCCUCUACGACGAAUACAAUCAUGAACGAUAUCCCCCCGGAGAUCCCAGCAAGCGAGCUUUUGCCUAUUUCGUCCUAACCGGCGGACGAUUCGUAUACGCCUCGUUACUCCGUCUGUUCAUUCUAAAGUUCGUGCUAAGCAUGUCGGCGAGCAAAGACGUCCUCGCCUUGGCUUCUCUAGAGGUUGACCUCUCCAGCAUCGAGCCAGGUUCAACGGUAACCGUGAAAUGGCGUGGAAAGCCGGUCUUCAUAAGGCGUCGAACCGAGAACGAUAUCAAGCUGGCUAACAGCGUGGAUGUCACUUCGCUGCGCGAUCCCGAGGAAGAUGUUGCGAGGGUGAAGAAUCCUGAGUGGCUUGUUGUGGUGGGUGUGUGCACUCAUCUGGGCUGCAUCCCUCUGCCUAAUGCUGGUGAUUUUGGUGGCUGGUUCUGCCCUUGCCAUGGAUCACAUUAUGAUAUUUCUGGGAGGAUUCGGAAGGGACCGGCGCCGUAUAAUUUGGAAGUUCCUACAUACACUUUCUUGGACGAGAACAAGUUGCUGAUUGGUUAAAUACUUGUUGAUCAUAUGAUGAAUUAUGAUAAAAAUCAAUUAUAUUGUAUGUUUUAUGCCUAAAAAAUGGCAGGAUUUUUUUUAAUCUUUUUGCUUAAUGACAUGUUUAUUUAUGUGGAA
This is a messenger RNA of Phalaenopsis equestris, 1048 nucleotides long. Its product is annotated as cytochrome b-c1 complex subunit Rieske-4, mitochondrial-like. The record is from RefSeq and is a predicted model, not a curated record. Gene Ontology annotation, biological process: mitochondrial electron transport, ubiquinol to cytochrome c. Gene Ontology annotation, molecular function: 2 iron, 2 sulfur cluster binding; quinol-cytochrome-c reductase activity. NCBI's taxonomy places the organism in Eukaryota, Viridiplantae, Streptophyta, Magnoliopsida, Asparagales, Orchidaceae. The transcript has 2 exons. Gene Ontology annotation, cellular component: membrane. Bases 107 to 928 code for a protein of 273 amino acids.